This is a messenger RNA of Eruca vesicaria subsp. sativa (arugula), 495 nucleotides long. The record is from the annotation of a GenBank genome assembly. Lineage: Eukaryota; Viridiplantae; Streptophyta; Magnoliopsida; Brassicales; Brassicaceae.
AUGGCGAAGAGAGAGAUUAGUAGCACUCUGAGAAAUCUUAAGUUUAUGCAAAGGUCUGCUUUGAAAGAGGAGAAGAAGAAUAAGAAGAUUGAUGAAGAAGAGCCUAAUGCGAUUUUUACUUCCACUAGUACUGUUAAAAAGAAGUGUGUGGUCAUAACAGACUGGGAUCCUCAGCCAGGAGCGUCUUUAGGACGCGUGUCAUUUCAGUCUUUCAACCCUUCUAUCGAGAAACUGAAUGAAGAAGCGAUAAGCGGUCCAAAAACAGAUGCUUCUCCCACUAGCUCUAGCUGUAAUGGAGGAAGAAUGUCUUUUAGUGAACCCAAGAUUGAGACAAGAAGGGAAACAAAUGGUGACUUGAAAAGGAAACAGUCUGAGGAACAAAACCAUCCAAGCAAGUCACUCAGGAGCAAUGAGAAACCACCACCAAGCAACCAAAAAGGCAAUGGUUUCAAGAAACCCAAGAGCAGGCAACCAAAACCUCAAACCAAACAUUAG